Molecule: messenger RNA, 2009 nt
Organism: Oldenlandia corymbosa var. corymbosa
Lineage: Eukaryota; Viridiplantae; Streptophyta; Magnoliopsida; Gentianales; Rubiaceae
Source: the annotation of a GenBank genome assembly
GGGACCAAAAUGCCUUUUCCUCCUAACAACAACAAUAACAAACCAUUACUCAUUGCUGCUGCUGCUACACUUGCUUAAAGAUUCACACAGACCCACACCAGAGAGAGACCCAGAGAUAGAGAUAGAGAGAGAAAGAUAAGGAGAGAGAAUAGAUACAUAUAUAGAGAGAGAGAAAGGAAGAGCUGGGUUGGUUUCGGGUUUCGGGGCGGGAGGAAGGAUGGGUGGGGCGGUGGAGUAAGGGCUGAGCUGAGUAGGUAAGUUUAACAAAAGGGGCAUGGAAGUUGGUGGGCUGACGAUGCUCAGGCAGCUCAUCGGACAAAUUGAAGAGCUCUUUGAACUCUACGGUUCUCUUCCUCCCUCUCCUCCUCCUAAUUUCGUUUUCUCUUUUCCUCCACCACCGCCACCGCUUCCGCCUCCUCCGCCGUACCACCACCCUCAUCGUCAUCAUCGCAGCUGGUGCCUUUUGAAUUUCAAUGAUUCCUCUGUCACAGAUAACUGCUACAAUCUUAUAAUGACUGCCGGAAAAACCGAAAAUCUGAAAAUGUUAGAUCCAGGCAAGCCUCCACCUGCAAAGAAGGCUCGAAAGGAGCGAGCCCGGGGAAGACUGACUGAAAUUACUUGCAGUGAAAAUAUGGAGCAGAUUAUCUGGAAAGAAUUUCCAGAAGACCUCUUUGAUGCCGUUAUAGCCAGGCUCCCUAUCGCGACCUUUUUCCGUUUUCGGUCAGUCUGCAAGAAAUGGAACUCUUUGCUUUCUUCUCAAAGUUUCUCUCAGCAUUGUGCUGAAGUCCCCCCUGCUCAACCUUGGUUUUACACUAUCACACAUGAAAAUGUGAACACGGGCGCAAUGUAUGACCCAACAUCAAGGAAAUGGCACCACCCGACAGUUCCAGCAUUGCCAACUAAGCUUAUUGUGUUGCCAGUUGCUUCAGUGGGUGGCCUUGUAUGUUUCCUUGAUAUAGGGCACCGAAGUUUCUAUGUUUGCAACCCUCUGACGAGAUCUUUCCGGGAGCUGCCGGGUAGAUCCGUCAAGGUUUGGUCUCGUGUCGCUGUUGGCAUGACCCUAAAUGGGAAAUGCAUAAGUGGUGGUUAUAAAAUUCUUUGGGUCGGCUGUAAUGGGGAAUUCGAAGUGUAUGACUCCACUGGGAACAAUUGGACACGCCCCGGAAACAUGCCUUCUCAUAUUAAACUCCCACUUGCGCUCAAUUUUAGGUCACAGGCAGUGUCCAUUGGUACCACUCUUUACUUCAUGCGUUCGGAUCCUGAUGGGAUUGUGUCUUAUGAUAUGGUUUCUGGGAUUUGGAAGCAGUUCAUAAUUCCGGCCCCUCAACAUUUAAGUGACCACACACUUGCAGAGUCAGGGGGGAGGAUAAUGCUGGUCGGAUUGCUGACAAAAAAUGCUGCCACAUGUGUCUGCAUAUGGGAGCUGCAGAAGAUGACUCUGCUGUGGAAGGAGGUUGACAGAAUGCCAAACAUAUGGUGCUUGGACUUUUAUGGAAAGCACGUUAGGAUGACAUGCUUGGGUAACAAAGGUUUGCUCAUGUUAUCACUUAGGUCAAGACAAAUGAAUCGACUCGUUACUUAUGAUUUAUCAAGCAGGGAAUGGCUCAAGGUUCCUGGGUGUGUUCUACCCCGUGGCCGAAAAAGGCAGUGGAUCGCUUGUGGAACAGCGUUUCAUCCUUGUUUGACCGCUGUUGCUUGAUGUAUUAGUUUACUCCGGUAAGUUUGUUUUGAUCAACAUUUUCAAACUCAGGCUGUUUGAAUGGGCUGCAAUCUUUUUGCCAUUGCCAUAGUCUGCAGCCAAAUAUUUUCCACUUAAGUGAAGAUGUAAGUGAAUAACACUUAUCUCAAAUUGUUGUAUCUGUAUGAACAUCUAUUUAUCAACCCUUUUUUGAUAUUAAGCAAGCAAAUUCAGAACCCUGAAACCUUCAUAGUUUUAUAUUCAUCCUUCAUUUGAGCUGUAACAAUAUUUUGAGGAUUCCGGCAACUUCUGAUGAAUGUUAUUGAUGACC